AUGUCUUCCGCCGCGCAAGCUGUCCUGUCGACCGCGGAGCUUCUCGAGGCCAUCCUCGUAGGCGUCGACAUUCGCACACUGCUCGUCUCGGUACCGCGCGUCUCCCGCCGCUGGCACGCCGUCGUCGCCUCAUCCCUCCCGCUGCAGCGCGCCCUAUUCUUCCAUCCCGAGAGCGAGGACGACAGCGCCGGCGACCGCGACCGCAUCCCCGCAAAGAGGCAGAACCCACUGCUCAGGGUCUUGUUCCCCGCCUGGUUUGAAUGCGUCCCGUCGUUCCGUCCGAGUGUUGCCGAGCCGCUCCAUCGCUUCCCCGCCACCGUCACCAUGGGCUACAAGCGCUUCCAGGAGCUCCCGCUAUACGAUGCGAGCCUGCACAUGAAGAGCCCCGGCGGUCACGACAACCCGUUCCUUCGUCCCGAAGCCUCAUGGCGCCGUAUGCUGACGUCUCAACCACCCUGCCGCAUCGUCGUUGCCAGCGCAUCGCGCGCGCCGGGUGCCUCGCUCAGCAAGACGCUUGGCCAGCCGCGUCUGCUACGCUAUCCGGAGGGGCUGCGCAUGGGCACGCUCUACGACAUGACGCUGCGCCACUGCAGCACGCAGACGCGAGGUGGCUUUGGCAGCGGCGGGAGCGGCUUCAUGGUCGUCUGGGUCGAGGGGGAGGGCGACGAGGGCUACAUCGACCUGGCGCGGCACCUGCGGCGCAUGGUGGGCGUGCUGCCCGUCGUCUUCGAGAUGGGGUUCCGGCUGGUGUGGGACAAGCGGCCGGACCUGGUGGUGCAGAUGCUUCACACGACGAGGGGCGCCUCGGAGCUCGAGGAGGGUGCCGGCCGGUUCUGGGAGAGAUGCGGCGCGGCGGUCUUUGGCGGCGACGGAGACGAUGGCAGGGAAGCGGAUCCGAGUGAGCGGAAGGCGGCUGACCGCGACAUUAACAUUGACUGGACGAUUGCCGAGUAG
Messenger RNA from Purpureocillium lilacinum, 954 nucleotides. RefSeq lists its product as uncharacterized. The record is from RefSeq and is a predicted model, not a curated record. Lineage: Eukaryota; Fungi; Ascomycota; Sordariomycetes; Hypocreales; Ophiocordycipitaceae.